This is a messenger RNA of Myripristis murdjan (pinecone soldierfish), 1722 nucleotides long. RefSeq names its product 1-phosphatidylinositol 4,5-bisphosphate phosphodiesterase zeta-1-like. Gene Ontology annotation, cellular component: nucleus. The record is from RefSeq and is a predicted model, not a curated record. Gene Ontology annotation, molecular function: phosphatidylinositol-4,5-bisphosphate phospholipase C activity. Gene Ontology annotation, biological process: positive regulation of cytosolic calcium ion concentration involved in egg activation; lipid metabolic process; intracellular signal transduction. Lineage: Eukaryota; Metazoa; Chordata; Actinopteri; Holocentriformes; Holocentridae. The transcript is spliced from 12 exons.
AUGUGGAAAACCAAAACCCCGACUUCUAGAAGGGCUGAGAUCCAGCAUAUCUACGAAUGCUACACCUCAGGCCAGACAACUCUGCCUGCCUGCUCCCUCCUCAGGUUCCUCCACAAGGAGCAGAUGGAGAUAACAGCCAGUCAAGAGACAGCAGAGGAAUUGAUUGAUAAAUAUGAGAUUGAAGAGACAGCCAGAGCAAGUAGAUCCAUGACGUUUGAGGGAUUCCUCAGAUAUAUGGAGUCCAAGGACUGCUGCGUGUUUGACCAGUCCCACACCUCGGUGUAUCACGACAUGGACCAGCCUCUCUGCAAUUACUUCAUCUCUUCAUCUCACAACACAUACCUGACUGGAGAUCAGCUGGUAGGCAAGAGUCACCUGGAUGCAUAUGUUACCGCUCUCAGGAAAGGCUGCCGCUGCCUGGAGAUUGACUGCUGGGAUGGGCCUGACAUGGAGCCCGUGGUCUAUCAUGGCUACACCCUGACCACCAAGAUCCUCUUUAAGGAUGUCAUCACUACUGUAGAGCAACAUGCCUUCGAGAUGUCUGCCUACCCUGUGAUCCUGUCAUUGGAAAACCAUUGCUCACAGGAGCAACAGGUGGUCAUGGCCCAGUAUCUCAUUUCCAUCCUAGGGGAGAAGCUGCUGAAAUCACCUGUGGAGCUGCCUGUCUCUGCACAACUACCAAGCCCAAACGACCUGAAGUACAAAAUCCUCAUCAAAAACAAAAAGCUGAGGCCUCAAAGUGAGACAGAGGACAAAGCAGGGAAAGAAGGAGAGGAGAGCGAAGAUGAGGAGGAGGGUGAUGAUGAGGAUGAGGAGCCUCAAACUAAAUCAAAGCUCUGGUCUCCUAGAAAGGCAGGGUCAAAGAAGAAAAAGAAGGUGGUGGUGGCUGAGGCUCUGUCUGACCUGGUUGUUUACACCAAAUCAGUCAAAUUCAUCAGCUUCAGCUAUUCUAAGGAGAACCAGAACUUCUAUGAGAAUACAUCCAUGGGAGAGAAGAGGGCUCGCAAGCUGACCAAAUGCUCAGGUCCAGAGUUCAUUGAACACAACCAGAGGUUCCUCAGCAGGAUUUACCCAGCAGGCUCCAGGACAUCCUCCUCCAACUACAACCCCCAGGAGUUCUGGAACGUCGGCGCACAACUAGUGGCACUCAACUUCCAGUCACUGGGCUUGCCUAUGGACCUUAAUGAUGGCCGUUUCCAGGACAACGGUGGCUGUGGAUACAUCCUGAAGCCAGAAGUGCUCAGGUCCAGUCAGAAGAGGUUUGAUCCCAGCUGCAGCCAGCACAGCAGCAGGGCCACACACCUGCUGCUCAAGCUCUCCUGUCCUCUAUGUGUGUGUCUAUAGGUGAUCAGUGCAUCCAACCUGCCUGUCCCAAGGAGUGGCAAAGCUCUUGACCCUUUCGUCAGAGUGGAGAUCCAGGGUGUCAUGUCUGACUCCUGCAGAAAAAACACGAGCACUGUCAAGAACAACUCUCUGACCCCUUGCUGGGAUGCAGACAUGAACUUCAGUAUCAGUGUCCCUGAGCUCUGCCUCAUUCGUUUUUCCGUUCGGGACCAGACAGGCCUCCUCAGCAGCGAGUUUGUGGGCCAGUACACCCUGCCCUUCACCAGCAUGAAGAAAGGUUACCGCUGGGUGCCCCUCCUGUCUCGAGAGGGAUCCAGCCUGGACCCAGCCUCCCUCUUCAUCUUUGUGUGGUAUUCCUAAAACAGCUCUUCACAUCAG